GCAUUGAAACUUAAAAAAACCAAGGCCUUCGGCGGAAUUUUGUUCUGCUCCAUCGCCAUGUGAUCUUCUGCAACUUCACCUCUCUCUUUCUCUGUCUCUCUGUGUUCUCGUUUUCGUUUUCUUUCCUUUGUUUAUUCUUCAAACCACAACUCCAUUAAACAAAUGAAUUCAUCUAGAAAGCAACAACAUUUUCUAUGUUAACGUAUUAAUCUAUUUUCUCCAAAAAUUUUCUUAAUUAGGUUGCAAAAAAGAAACACCAACAAACUCAUACCUGAUCACUCAUUCCUUCAUCUCCACUUCAUUUCUCAACCAAAAACGAAAGACCCAUUUCACCUGCUAGUAAAAGAAGCAAUCUUCUUCUUCAUGCUUUAAAAAUCUUAUCUUAAAUGGGAGAAAUGCUGGAGUAUAAGAGACCACCCACUAAGAGGAACAACAGAGGAUUCUAUGUAAGAAUGAAACUUGUACACAGACAUGGAAGAUUUCAGCUGCAUCAAGAGAAGAACAGCAAUCUCUUCUUCAAAUAUUACAAAUGGAUUAUUUGGAUUUCUCUUUCUAUUUACUUCUUCAGCUCUUACUUCAUCACCCACAAGCCUAUUCCUCUGUAUAAAGCUCAGUACUUCUCCAAAUCCAGUGUAGUUUCUCGUCUCCUCUUUGAAUCCACCAACUCCACAUUCCCUCAACAACAAAACAACAAUCGAGCUUUGUUGAAGGAUUUGAAGAUAUAUAUCUACGAGUUGCCUGCAAAAUACAAUACGGAUUGGCUGGCCAACGAGAGAUGCAGCAACCAUUUGUUUGCAUCGGAGGCAGCUAUUCACAGAGCAAUAUCAAACAGCGAUGUACGGACGUUUGACCCUUAUGAAGCUGAUUUUUUCUUUGUACCUGUCUACGUGUCCUGCAAUUUCAGCACCGUUAAUGGCUUCCCUGCUAUCGGCCACGCUAGGUCCCUCAUCUCCUCCGCCGUCAACCUUGUUUCCACCAACUUCCCUUUCUGGAACCGCUCGCAGGGAGCUGACCAUGUCUUCGUCGCCUCUCACGAUUUUGGCUCUUGCUUCCACACUCUGGAGGAGAGGGCUAUGGAGGAUGGGAUACCCAAGUUCUUGAAGAAUUCCAUCAUACUACAGACUUUUGGCGUGAAGUAUCGCCACCCUUGUCAAGACGUAGAGAACGUGGUGAUACCUCCUUAUAUCUCUCCGGAAAGUGUGCAGUUGACCCUUCAAAAAACUCCGUUGACCGGCCGGCGAGACAUUUGGGUUUUCUUUAGAGGCAAGAUGGAAGUUCACCCCAAGAAUGUUAGUGGACGAUUUUACAGCAAGAAGGUGAGGACGGAGAUAUGGAGGAAGUUCAACGGUGACCGGAGGUUUUACUUGCAGAGGCAUAGAUUUGCGGGUUACCAGUCAGAGAUAGGACGGUCUGUGUUUUGUUUAUGUCCAUUGGGGUGGGCCCCAUGGAGUCCAAGACUUGUUGAAUCCGUUGCGUUGGGAUGCGUGCCGGUGAUAAUAGCCGAUGGUAUCCAGUUGCCAUUCCCCGCCGCCGUUCCAUGGCCUGAGAUAUCCCUCACGGUCGCCGAAAAUAACGUGGCAAAGCUGGCGAAGAUUCUCGAGCACGUGGCGGCUACUAAUUUGUCAACGAUCCAGAAAAACCUCUGGGACCCAGCUGUGAGGCGGGCCCUACUUUUCAACGAUGAGAUGGAAGAAGGAGACGCGACGUGGCAGGUGCUUUAUGCACUGGCACAGAAGCUGGAUAGGUCGCGUAGGACCACAAGAGUUGCAGUCCAAUGAGAACACGGCACGUGGACGAACACGACUGGUGGACCAUGUAGCCAAUUCGUGCUGCUAAUGCAGCUAUGCUUUCCCCACGUGGAUGCGCUUGCAUGUAAUGGAGUACAGCUGGAUUUUUCGGACUGCACGUAACAGUGAACGGGAAUUUUAAUACACCGAGUGGGGGUCUGCUGUGGGCAGAAGGAAACGACUUUUUUCUGGUCACGUGACUUGGUUUCUGAGUUGGCGAGCAGUGAUUGGUUUAAAAAGCUGUAAAAUAUAUAAAACAAAAUCCUUAAACUGUGAAUGUAAAUUUGGCAGAUGAAUUUUUGUAUUAAAAAAGUAGUCACGUGACUCGUGUGAUUAUAGAUAUUUAAA
Manihot esculenta (cassava) is the source of this 2135-nucleotide messenger RNA. RefSeq names its product probable glucuronoxylan glucuronosyltransferase IRX7. Bases 387 to 1778 code for a protein of 463 amino acids. Gene Ontology annotation, molecular function: glycosyltransferase activity. The transcript has 4 exons. NCBI's taxonomy places the organism in Eukaryota, Viridiplantae, Streptophyta, Magnoliopsida, Malpighiales, Euphorbiaceae. The record is from RefSeq and is a predicted model, not a curated record.